GCUGAGAAGUGUGGCUGUAGGCGUUGCCAAGUGAGCUGGUGAAUUUUGCUUCUCACUUGAUCAUCGUUGUUUAUCACAUGAUUAAAAGAUGUCUGUGAAGGUAGGAAGAAUGCCGAAAGAAAUUAGUUCAAGUGCUGCUGCAAAAGAACAUACUUUGGUUGUGACGAGGGAUUUUAUAUCUCAGCCAAGAAUUACAUACAAAACAGUUUCUGGUGUAAAUGGCCCUCUUGUCAUUUUGGAUGAUGUUAAGUUCCCAAAGUUUGCAGAGAUUGUGCAGUUAGUUCUGGCUGAUGGAACUGCACGUACAGGGCAGGUAUUGGAAGUCAGUGGGAAAAAAGCUGUUGUACAGGUUUUUGAAGGCACAUCAGGAAUUGAUGCAAAACACACACUAUGUGAAUUUACUGGAGAUAUUCUGCGAACCCCAGUUUCUGAAGAUAUGCUGGGGCGAGUUUUUAAUGGUUCCGGUAAACCUAUUGACAAAGGACCACCGGUCUUAGCUGAAGACUUUUUGGAUAUUCAGGGUUAUCCAUUAACCUGUCUAUUUACCAGAGAAAUGAUUCAGACAGGUAUCUCAACAAUUGAUGUUAUGAACAGUAUAGCUCGAGGUCAGAAAAUUCCAAUAUUUUCAGCAGCUGGUCUACCUCAUAAUGAAAUUGCUGCUCAAAUUUGUCGUCAGAGUGGCUUGGUUAAAAACCGAGAUGUUAUGGAUCAGGAGCAUGAUAAUUUUGCCAUUGUGUUUGCAGCUAUGGGUGUCAAUAUGGAAACAGCUAGAUUUUUCAAGCAAGAUUUUGAAGAAAAUGGAUCUAUGGAGAAUGUGUGCUUGUUUCUAAACCUGGCCAAUGAUCCUACAAUUGAGCGUAUUAUCACACCUCGUUUGGCUUUGACAACAGCUGAGUACUUAGCUUACCAAUGUGAAAAACACGUCUUAGUCAUUCUCACUGAUAUGUCGUCAUAUGCAGAGGCCUUGAGAGAGGUAUCUGCUGCUCGUGAAGAAGUACCUGGUCGACGAGGUUUCCCAGGUUACAUGUACACUGACUUAGCCACCAUUUAUGAACGUGCUGGUCGAGUAGAAGGAAGAAAUGGUUCUAUUACUCAAAUUCCAAUUCUCACUAUGCCUAAUGAUGAUAUCACUCAUCCUAUUCCUGAUUUGACUGGGUACAUUACCGAGGGUCAAAUCUACAUAGAUAGGCAAUUACAUAAUAGACAGAUUUAUCCUCCUAUUAAUGUCUUACCUUCUUUGUCUCGACUGAUGAAAUCUGCCAUUGGAGAAAGCAUGACUAGAAAAGACCAUUCAGAUGUAUCUAACCAACUGUAUGCCUGCUAUGCUAUUGGUAAAGAUGUUCAAGCUAUCAAAGCUGUUGUUGGUGAAGAAGCUUUAAUGGCUGAAGAUCUGCUGUACCUCGAUUUCUUAAGUAAAUUUGAGAAAAGUUUCAUUUCUCAAGGAAAUUAUGAAAACCGUACAGUUUUUGACUCUUUAGACAUUGGUUGGCAGCUUUUGAGAAUAUUCCCUAAAGAGUUACUUAAACGAAUUCCACAAAGCACAUUAGAAGAAUUUUAUCCUAGAGAUAGUGCUAAAGGAGACACCUCCAAAGCUUAAUAUAAAGAUAUUUAUUUUUCUGGUUUGCGUGCUGUUCCAUUCCAAUCUUAAUAAAAGAACAUUCUAGUCUGAAAGUUAAAUGAACUUUUUGUAUAUCUUGUAUGUGAGAGUGGUAUCAGUUUUUUAUUGUUUUUUAAGGAAAAUUAUUCAUUCCUUUCAUAUUUAAGGUAAUUUAUGAUUCAAAAUUUCAUAUUUUCAUAAAGUUGUUUUAACAGUUUAAUGAGUUUCAUUACGUUACUUUUAUCUUGUUAGUUGACAUAUCAUUAUCACAACUUUUUUGUAAUUUGAAGUAAUGGAUAUAUAUAUAUUCUUUUGUGAAUUUUUAAAGACUGAUUGUCAAAUUUUUAGUACAUUAAAUUUAAAUAUAAUAGUUGAAGACUUGUUAUAUUGCAAUCAAAUCUGCACAUUGUUAAAUUUGUCAAAUUAUGAAAUAUGUUAGGUAUUUUAAUUGCUUUAUGGACGUAAAAGAAAUAGCCAUAUUAUUCAUACAGGAUAUUAAAAUAUUUUUAUUUGAUUUUGGUGUGUAUUAUCAGACAUUGAUGUUAUUAAAGAUUUAAUAUAUUCAAGAAAUGUUCAGUGGUACACAAGAUAGAAUAAAAUAUGCUCAUAUAGCAUAUUAUUAUAUCAGAUGUACUUAAUCAAGAAAUUGUGUUAAUAUCCCAUGUUGAUUGUGAAAUGUAUAGAAAUAAAGUGUUUAGAAAUAAAUA
Stegodyphus dumicola is the source of this 2304-nucleotide messenger RNA. RefSeq names its product V-type proton ATPase subunit Vha55 (gene Vha55). Gene Ontology annotation, molecular function: ATP binding; proton-transporting ATPase activity, rotational mechanism. Lineage: Eukaryota; Metazoa; Arthropoda; Arachnida; Araneae; Eresidae. Gene Ontology annotation, cellular component: proton-transporting V-type ATPase, V1 domain. Gene Ontology annotation, biological process: proton transmembrane transport; vacuolar acidification; ATP metabolic process. The record is from RefSeq and is a predicted model, not a curated record.